AUGGCGCAGCAACAAACGAGCGAGAGAUCUAUGCACGCACGAGUGGGAAGAGACAAACAGAGAUAUGGUCUUUCCGGCGAGCGCCUAGUAGCAGGCGUGGUGCCGCUUUCCUCCGACCGCACCAAAGUCCUCAUGAUCCAAUCUUCCAGUCGCAAAGGCUGGGUCCUCCCCAAAGGCGGUUGGGAAACCGACGAAAAGACACAACAAGAUGCCGCUUGCCGUGAGGCCUGGGAGGAAGCCGGCAUCGAAUGCAAAAUCGAGCGAGAUCUCGGUACGAUUGAGGAGAAGCGUACUGAGGCUGCAAUCAAGAAGGAUGGGACCAGAGCUCCGAGGGCUUCGUAUAGAUUUUAUGAAGUCAAGGUGAAGCAGGAGCUGGAUCAUUGGCCGGAACAGCACAAGCGGGAUCGAUUGUGGAUGAGUUUCAAGUCUGCGCAGGAGCAGUUGAAGGAUCGGCCGGAGUUGCUUGAGGCGCUGGAGAGGAGCAGUAUCAUCAAGCGAUAG
Molecule: messenger RNA, 501 nt
Organism: Ramularia collo-cygni
Lineage: Eukaryota; Fungi; Ascomycota; Dothideomycetes; Mycosphaerellales; Mycosphaerellaceae
Product: related to diadenosine and diphosphoinositol polyphosphate phosphohydrolase
Exons: 2
Coding region: 1-501 (166 amino acids)
Biological process (GO): diadenosine pentaphosphate catabolic process; diphosphoinositol polyphosphate metabolic process; adenosine 5'-(hexahydrogen pentaphosphate) catabolic process
Cellular component (GO): cytoplasm; nucleus
Molecular function (GO): bis(5'-adenosyl)-hexaphosphatase activity; bis(5'-adenosyl)-pentaphosphatase activity; endopolyphosphatase activity
Source: RefSeq, a predicted model, not a curated record